AUGGAGUCUUCCAGCACGCGGCGAGACACCGUGCCCGGCACGGAUGUUCACGAUCAUCGCUUCAAAAUCUACAAGAUCCAGUUUUGCCGGUUCGCGCUCGCGGGACGAUGCAGACGCGGCAGCUCGUGCACCUUUGCGCACUCGCUCGAAGACUUGCGCGUUCGGCCGCUCAUGAAGAAGACGAAAAUCUGCGCUGCCUGGAGGAAGAAGGCAUGCCCCUUCGACGAUGAGUCUUGCAAAUUCGCGCACGGCGCGGGGGACCUUCAAAAGGGGAAGCCUGCGCUUUGCGAGUUGUUCCGGGCUGGAAAGUGCCACAAAGGAGCCCAGUGUCGCUUUGCGCACCAUGUGGACGAAAUUAGCACAGAUUUUGCUCCGCAUACAGCCGACGCUUUGCAGCGGGCGCUGCCGAAGAAUCUGACCGAUCCGCCGCUCCUGAAGCGUCUGCUGUUUCCGCGCACGCCGAACUCGAGGUCUCCGGUUUCUGCUGAAGAUGGCCUCUGUGCCCGUCUGGGGCGCGAGCCGGAGAGCGGCCGGGGCCUCCUGGGAGCUUCCGAAGACCGCGAAAAGAGAGGCGACGAGCGCGGGAAGGGCGUUUGUGGGGCGUCUCUGUCUCUCGAGGCAGAGCGGCUGCGAGAUCGCUCGCUCCUUUCUUCGGGCCUCGGGCCUGGGGCGGGUCACGGCAGGAACCGGCUUCCCCUGGUCUGCGAUUCAGAAGGGAAAGAACUCCGAGAUAGAACGACAGAGACUCAGAGCGGGGACCCAGAUCCGCGCCUCGCCCCGUCUCCCUGCUCUUUUCGGUCUUCCCGGUCGUGCUCUUUCGGCUUUUCUUCUCCGGCUUCAAAACGAAGAGCGAAGCUCGCGCGCGGGGCCCGCGGGACGCGCGGGGCGCGUGCGGCGAGCUUCGAGAAUACAGGCCCCGGCGCCGGGAUCCUCGCCUGCUCUUCUGCUCCCUCGCUGCCUCUGCUGAUGGAGAUGUCGCCCUCGCCGGUUUCGCUUCUCGCGAAUCCGUAUGCGCCCACCUGCGACAAAGGCGACGACCGCGAAGCGGAGUCUCGAGGCGAAGAUCAAGAUCCUUUUCCUUUUCCUGGCCCUUUGUCAGCCCCGCAGGUUGCCGACCCCUGCGAGAAGCGCGGGGCGCUGCUGGACAAUCCGGCUCCGCUCCACACGCAUCCCUCGCCCCCAUUCGCUUCCGUCUCCUGUCCCUUGCCGAGGCGAGACCCCAGGAAGAGCGAAGGCGAGAAAGGCUUGUCUGCUCUGCGGCCCGACGAAGCCUCGGCCUCCGCGGGGCUGAAGGCACACAGUCCGAAAGGACGUUCUGCGUCUUCUGAAGCAGCUGGAGAGACACAGGGGACGCGGCCCUCUUCUGCUUCGCCUCCGUCCAUCUCGGCUCCGGGAUUCUUUCUCUCGCGCUCUUCCAAGGGCGCGCCGCCCGCUUACGACGGGACUACCUGGCCUCUCCCUCCGCAGGCUGUAUGGACACCCGCCCAGGACCGGCCCUUGCCCCCCGCUGCCUCGUUCCCGGCUUGUCCACCACCAGCCCCUCCCCACGUCUUUGCUCAGGUCGGCUCCGACUGCGCGCCUCCACUAUCUGCAACGCACCGGCCGGGUCCGCCUGCGCCUCCCCACUCGACAGGACAGGCCGCGAGGGCGUCUCUGGGCGACGCAGACAUGGACUCUGCCUUUUCGCCUUUGUCCGCUUCUUCCAAGAAGGCCCAGUCUUCGCCCCGCAAGAAAAGGGCUGAGGGUCUGGGUUGCGGCAGAGACCCGAGCGGCCACGGGGAUCUUUCCGCCUCUUCCCGCGCGCCUCUCCCUCCCCCGUCUGCUGCCUCGCCUCUCGCUGCGUUCCCGUCCUUUCCUUCGUCUCUGCCGCCGUCGGCGGCUGUCUCCCUACCCUCGCGCAGGCCGGGGCGCGGGCUCGUCCCCGACGCGAGUUCGAGAGCCGCUGAGGGUGCGGUGUACGGACACCCCGUGCUCUCUUCGGUCGCGUUCCAGGCGCCAGGCGCGUCUCCGAAAGGAACAGCGUGCACCCAUCCGCAGCCCGCCUUUGUGCACCCACAGCCGCGUUCACCGGGUUCCAAGAAGGAAAAGGAAGAAAGGAAGAUUUCGCACGCGUCGAGCCCUGCCGAUCCAGACGCACCUCUGUACGGCGGCAAGAACGUGACUGGCAACUCGCCUCCCCAGCCGCGAGGUCCCCUCGAAGGCGUUCCUUCUCCGUCCCGCACUUCCUUCUCUCCCUGCUCGCCUGCGUCGCCGAUGAUCUGCUUCGGGUCGGGAACCACUCGCAUCCUGCCCCCGACUUCUCCCGCCCCGUACAGUGGCGCCUCUGGCGCGGUGCGACUCGACGGCGCGGCUUCUGAGGGGACGGGCGACCUGAGUGGAGAGCCCGCACGCCUCCCCGGAGGGGCUGUGUGCUUCGGGAAUCUUGGUCCCGACGUUUCCGCUGGCAAGGAGAGUUCUCGGCUCGCCCCGCCGCCGGUGCAAAUCCCUCUCUUGCCCUCUUGGUCUCCUCUGGUUUCUCACAGACCGCUCUCGUCCCCGUCACCUUCGUGCUCUUCUUCCUCGCCCUCGUUCGCCUCCUGUUCACCUUCUCUCUCCGCGUUAACUUCCUUCUCGCGUCUCUCGACCGCUUCCCAGGCGUGCCUCUCGGCGGGCUCUUCCGCCAGCCGGUCCUGCCACGCGGCCUCGCCGCCAGCCUGUUCUCCCUCGGCGUCUCUCCCUCCUGGCUGCGCGUCGCCUCUCUCGCCGCCCUCCGCCGCAUAUGCUCUCCCGUUGCUUCCCGUAGGCGGCCGCAGGGUGUCGAAGGCGGAGGAGAUGCGAGGGCGAGAAGUCGAGCCGCGUGGAGGCCCCCUGAGCAGGCGAGAGGAAGCCGUCCCCGGAGAGUGCGUGCGCGAAGCCGGGGUAGGGUUUGAAGCCGAGAAGUGCGCACCUGGCUGGGGUGUCCCCGAGAAAUCGGGACGCGACAAACACGCGGCUCUCCGUCACAGCCGCUCCCGCGCACAUACAGACAGCCCUGGGAAAGGCGACGUUAAUGCGCCUCUCCGGCUCAAAAACGAAGACCCGACAAAUCCGCAGGUCGAUGGCGACGGGGAAGCAGCCUGUUCCGGCGUUGUGCCGGGGCCUUGUCCUCCCUGGAAAUCUCUCUCGCCUUGCAACGCAUUUCUCAUGUCUUCGGGAGCGCCUCCCGUGAGUUUGCUCUGUCUCUCCACUGCACCCUCGCCGCCUCCACUCUCUCCACCCUUCCUAAAUUCCGGCGAGGCUGACGAGGCCGCUCUGUUAUCUCCCUCGACGCUGCCUCCGUACCCUCCGCAGAUUCUUGCGGGUGCACUCUCGCUCGGUGUCUCCCCAGGCCACCCGUACCCCUUUGCCUAUCCGUCUUCUCCGGCGUAUCCCUCUGCGCCGCCCGCCUGUGCGCCCUUCUCGCUGCCGUCUCUCCUCUCGUCCUACCUUCCUCCCUCUCACCCGCAGUCCUUCUCGCUGUGUCAGAACGAGCCUAACUUUUCUUCCCUGACCUCGUCUCUGUCCUCCGCCUCGCUCUCUUCUCUCCCUCCCCACUUCUUCUUCCCUCCGUCCACCGGACCGCCGUUCUACGGUUGCCCCGCACUCGCGGGGCAACCGUACCCCACCCAGGCCCCGCCGGCCUUCUUGCACUCUCUUCCGAAAGAAGCUGCGAGCGCGCCGCCGGCGCCGCCAGAGUUCCCUCCGGAACCUCUAUCGUCUCCUUUCCUCAACGAGUUCCCCCCCGACGGCUGUGCACACGCGGAAGACGCGUUCGCUGGCGGCGCUCGCGGCCCGGCGAGUUCUUCGCCAAGACCAGGCGCUUCGCUCGGAGAAACAGACGCAUCUCCGGCCGGAGAGGGGGAGAGAGAACCGUCUGCUUCUGCUUCGUCCUUGGCGCCUCCACUGCACCGUUCCUCGCUGCGUCUUCCGAGCCUCCUCGUCUCCCAAGGCCCCGCGGAGGGCGGGGCUGAAGACUGCCACCCCGGGAGCGCGCGAAAGACAGACUUCUGGGGGCCAGAAUCCAAGGACGCGUGCAACGCGGGGCGUUCUUCCGGUGUACAUACACCCCAGCUGUCUAUGGAUCGCCGCGAAGGCGAGAGAGACAGGUCGCACCCUCCCACAGGGAUGCGUUUGCCCGCGAAGGCGCUGCCCAGGAAACGCGCUUCCUGGUGCACGGCAGAGCCCGAGAGAUGUUUGCUCUCCCAGACCGAGCGGGAAGGACGAGACAAAGAACGGAAUUGCGCUCCAGCGGCCUCGGCGAGGACUGGGGACGGAAACGCCUCGUUCGACCAGGCCGGACAGGCCGACGCGCGGAGCCUCCGAGGAGACACUGCAGACUUUCACAGGGCGCAAGUGCUUGGGGAGGAAGAGACAAGCAGGGUGUCUGGACAGCUCGAGAAACUACCGAAUGGCAUUCACCUGGCGACGGCCAGAGAAGAGCAGUCAGCGAGAGACGAAGCGAACUGCUUUCGCUUCGAAGACCGGCCGACACGGCAGGGAGAUUUCCACGGCGAUGAAAAAGUCUGUUCUCCCGUCCCUCAACCGGACCUGUCCUAUUUGGACAUGAUCUCCGUGCUCCGACUUCAACAGCCUCACAUGCCUCAGAUUCUGCAGUGCUUCGCCCCCGUUCAGUACGAAGACUAG
This is a messenger RNA of Neospora caninum, 4641 nucleotides long. RefSeq names its product putative zinc finger (CCCH type) protein. Lineage: Eukaryota; Apicomplexa; Conoidasida; Eucoccidiorida; Sarcocystidae. The coding region runs from base 1 to 4641 and encodes 1546 amino acids. Gene Ontology annotation, molecular function: metal ion binding. The transcript has 3 exons. The record is from RefSeq and is a predicted model, not a curated record.